GUCGUCCACGGUUAUCUCUCGUAGCACUGACGGCUAGAACUCGAAAAAUGGCAACGAGGUCGUACAAGGAUGCGAUUGACUGCUUAAACAGUCUGCAGUCUAAUCAAGCAACGAUCCAGGCUAAUUUGGCUUCGGGAGGCCGAAUCGAGAAAUUUGCCAUGCACGAUACGGAAGAGUACCUGAAGAGGAUCGGUUAUUUGCCCCAGGAUCUGAACAAGCUGAAUGUCUUACACGUUACCGGAACUAAAGGGAAAGGCUCUACAUGUGCAUUUAUUGACUCGAUACUUCGCCAUGCAAUGCCUCAAUGGACAAUCGGCCUUUAUACCUCACCUCACCUUGUUGCUGUUCGCGAACGCAUAAGAAUUAAUGGGAAGCCAAUCGCAGAAGACCUAUUCGCUAAAUACUUUUUUGAGGUCUGGGAUAGAUUAGAGAAGAACGACAUUAGAAAAUAUGAUGAAACGACUCCGAAACCCAUGUAUUUCAGGAUGGUAACACUCGUCGCGUUCCACGCAUUCAUGGAACUCAAAGUUGACGCGACUAUUCUGGAAGUCGGUGUUGGCGGAGCCUACGAUUGUACGAACAUCGUCCCGAAACCGGUUGUUACAGGCGUCUCCGCUCUUGGGAUUGACCAUGUCGCCGUUCUCGGAAAAACAAUAAAGGAGAUUGCGUGGCAGAAGGGUGGUAUAUAUAAAGAAGGAGUCCCUGCGUUCACAGUCAACCAGCCCGAAGACGGACUAGAGGUCUUAGAAAAGCAAGCUGGAGAUAGGAAAGCAUCAAGAUUUGCUAUCGUUCCGUUUACACCAGGGCUUUCAGAUAUCAAGCUCGGACUACCUGGUCUUCACCAGUAUCAGAACGCCAAUCUCGCAGUACAUCUUGCACAGGAGUUCCUCUGCCGAAAAGCGUCUGUAACAUCAUCCACGACGCUCUCCUCCGCACUCGUUCAAGGACUCGAGAAUGCACGAUGGCCUGGACGAUGUCAAACUGUAGAAGAUCCCUCAUAUAACGGAAUAACUUGGUUCCUUGACGGUGCUCACACGAAAGAUAGCCUUGAAUGCUGUGCUCAGUGGUUCUUCAGUCCAAGUACUGGUCUCAGGGGGCUAUCGAUGGUCCCUUAUCAUUUUGCUUUAUUCAGAACUACGCCUAGACGAGUCCUUGUUUUCAACUGCACGAAUGGUCGCAAUGGUUCUUCGUUCCUCUCCACAAUCCUCACGAAGGCUAAAGCACAGAUGCAGUUGCACGGUGAUAACACGGAUGUGGAAUACUUCUUUGACCACGUAGUAUUCACGUCAAACGUCACUUACGCCGAUGGAGGGUUUAAAGGAGGCAAUACAGAUUUGACGAGUCGUGUUGUUGCUGAGGAGACCGUAGACCCUCUCAAGACUCAACGUGAACUCGCGGAGGCAUGGGCGUCACUCCUGCCCAAUUUCCCCAACGCAAAUAUCCACGUAGAGAAAUCUAUCGAGAACACUGUCCAGCUCAUACGAAGCUUGCGAGAUCCAGGAAUUAAUGGUAUAAAUAAAGAACACAGGCCUGUCGAUGUCCUAGUGGCUGGCAGUUUGCAUCUCGUAGGGGGAGUAAUAGAGGUUUCUGGAUUGAGCGAGGUUGCUUUAUGA
Fomitiporia mediterranea MF3/22 is the source of this 1613-nucleotide messenger RNA. Its product is annotated as tetrahydrofolylpolyglutamate synthase. The transcript is spliced from 9 exons. Gene Ontology annotation, molecular function: tetrahydrofolylpolyglutamate synthase activity; ATP binding. The record is from RefSeq and is a predicted model, not a curated record. Bases 48 to 1613 code for a protein of 521 amino acids. Gene Ontology annotation, cellular component: cytosol; mitochondrion; cytoplasm. Gene Ontology annotation, biological process: tetrahydrofolylpolyglutamate biosynthetic process. Lineage: Eukaryota; Fungi; Basidiomycota; Agaricomycetes; Hymenochaetales; Hymenochaetaceae.